AUGUCUUUUCCAGUCCAAUAUUACCGGCCACACUCAGCAGUCUUGGAGGAACUCAAACUAGCCCCGACGCUAGCUGCCGCACGGGCGCUGCGGACCGCGGACCGGCCCCAUUAUGGAGGGGCCAAUGGGCCAUGGAUUGAUGGUGUCCCGGGUAGCGGAUCCACUCUGCUCUGUACGCGUUACAAAAUAACCAGCCGAUGA
Penicillium verhagenii is the source of this 201-nucleotide messenger RNA. RefSeq lists its product as uncharacterized. NCBI's taxonomy places the organism in Eukaryota, Fungi, Ascomycota, Eurotiomycetes, Eurotiales, Aspergillaceae. Bases 1 to 201 code for a protein of 66 amino acids. The record is from RefSeq and is a predicted model, not a curated record. The transcript has 2 exons.